GAAAAAAAAAAAAAAAAAAAAAAACGUGAGAACGCUCGAGCUCGAGCUCUCCUCGCCAGAAAAUUCGAUUUGAGUCGCCAUUGCAGCCGUAUCCUCUCCUCCGGCGAGCUGCGUCGAGAUAGAGAGAAAAGGAUACAAUGAUGGAGAACGUGAUCAUAUAUUUUAAAUGCAAAGGUCGCAUGUAUAGCUUGAUGAUGAAUACAUCGGAGGGGAAAAUAACGCUCUCCAUGUUAGAAGGUAGGAUAUGCACGAAGCUUGGAUUAGAUGAAAGUAAGGUUAAAUUGCAAAUGAGAUACAAUGCUGUGCUGAUGGGACCAACUGAAGAGAUUUACAUUAGUGAUGAUGAGGAUGUAGGUGUCUAUAUAUCUUCAGGUGAAAAUAACCGUAGAUAUGUUUUGAAUGUGGACGUCAUCACUCCACCAGAAUUGCCCGAGCAACUGUCGAGAGUGGAGCUCCUCAAUAAAAGUUCUGUUGGUAAGAACUAUGUGGAAUUGGAUUCAAAUGAGGAUGAAAUGAGAGAUAGUGCUGCCAUCGUUUUGUGCGAAUGCGAGGAGGAACAAGGAAUAGUACCAAAUGAGGCAAUAAUGGAGGUUGAUGAUACUCAAGAUCCUGAGAUUGGAUCACGUGAUGAAUCUAUGGAUAGAUGUGAUGAUAGGGGUGAUGAAUACGUUGAGCCACCGCCUGUUGUAGAAGCUGGUCAGUUUAAAAAAGAAUGGGAAGACGGUAUUGGACUGAUUUUACGACAAGAAUUUCCAAGCAGGGCGGCAUUGCAGGAAGUGGUGGACAAAGGUGCAUUUGCUAACAGUUUUGGUUAUGUUAUUAAAAAGUCUGAUAAGGAGCGGUAUGUCCUAAGGUGUUCUAAAGAAAGUUGUGUUUGGCGUAUACGAGCUUCAAAUAUUCGGAAUACAAGUAUUUACUCGAUUAGAAAGUACAACAAGAUGCAUACUUGUACCCGGAUAAGUAAGAGUAGUACAAGGAUGAGGAAGAGGAAAGGUACUCCUGAAUUAGUAGCAGCUCUUCUUCAUGAUACUUUUCCAGGACAAAUGGAAACUCCAGUUCCUAAGGUUAUCAUGGAGCUUGUUCAGACGAAAUUAGGUGUGAAGAUAUCGUACUCCACCGCAAUUAGAGGGAAAAGGAAAGCCAUUUGUGAUUUAAAAGGUAGCGCGGAAGAUAGCUACAAGGAUAUCAAUUGUUAUUUGUACAUGUUGAAGAAGGUAAAUGAAGGUACAAUAACAUAUCUGAAAUUGGAUGAGGAAGAUAAAUUUCAGUACCUAUUCAUAGCUUUGGGUGCUAGCAUUGAAGGCUUUCAAGUGAUGAGGAAAGUGAUAAUUGUGGAUGCAACACAUUUGAAGAACCGAUAUGGUGGUGUUCUAGUAUUUGCCUCAGCUCAAGACCCAAAUCGUCAUCAUUAUAUCAUAGCGGUUGGCGUACUCGACAGUGAGAAUGAUGCUAGUUGGGGAUGGUUCUUCGAGAAGCUGCUAACAGUUGUACCCGAUACUCCAGAAUUGGUAUUUAUGAGUGACAGAAAUUCAAGCCUCAUCAAAGGCAUACGUAAUGUGUAUUCCGCGGCUCAUCACGGGUAUUGUAUUUGGCAUUUAUCCCAAAAUGUGAAAGGUCAUGCCAUUAAUGUCAACAGAGACGUAGUCGCAUGGAGAUUCAUGGAAUUAAGUCGGGUUUACACCAUGGCUGAAUUCGAGAGGGAGUACAGAAUUUUUAAGCUAAGAUAUCCUUCUGCGGCCAAUUAUUUGGAGGAUACAACCGUGAAAGAAAAAUGGGCUAGGUGUUGUUUCAGAGGACAGCGAUACAAUUUGGACACAAGCAACUGUGUGGAAUCUUUGAAUUCUGUUUUCCUCAAUGCAAGGAAGUAUUCUUUAAUACACAUGCUUGAUGCAAUCAUGUCCAAGAUUUCUGUUUGGUUUAAUGAACAUCGGAAAGAAGCCGCGUCAGGAUCUAAUGAGAAUAAGUUGGUGCCUUUAGUGGAGAACUACUUGCAUGAUUUAUGGGUUGAAGCUGAGAAACUAAAAGUGACGGAGCUAAACACAUUCCAGCUUGAAUACAAUGUCAGGGGUAGUGAAGGGAAAGAAUAUUUUGUCAACUUACUCUUGAAAACUUGCAGUUGCAAGGUGUUCGAUAUCCAAAAGUAUCCUUGUGUGCAUGCACUAGCCGGUUUCAUUGCCUUCGAGAGAGAUACAACAAGAACUCGAAGUAUGGAAAUACAUGAAUUGGUUUCAAAGUAUUAUUGGGCGGAGAUGUGGGCAUUGGCAUAUUAUAGGACUAUCUAUUUAGUCCCGGAUAAGUCACAGUGGGAUAUCCCAGAUGAGAUCAAAGCGUUGAAGGUAUUACCUCUGCCUCGGAAAAAGAAGAAGGGUAGAACAAAAGUGUUGAGGCUUCCAUCCACCGGGGAAAGGCGUCCAAAACGUCAAAGGACUCAAAACAAAAGGAGGCCGAGGCAAUCGAUGCAAUGGUUGUUAUUUGGCAACCAUAGUAUUUGAUUUUAUCUGAACUUGAUGAUUUGUAAACCAUAUUUGCGUUGUACAACUAUGUAACACUAGAUUUGCCUCCUGUAAUACUAGGUUUUAAUUCACUGGCGUAAGGGUAAUACUAGUAUAACAGGUAUUACUAAUGAAAAAAUUAGGUAACACUGGUAUAACUAGUAUAACUACUGAAGAAAAUUAUGAAAUUUGAUAUUUCUAAUUUUUUCAACACCAACUAUAACAUAGACUAUUAAGUGAUAAUAAACUCUUACAAAUGAUUUAAAACGAAGUAAGAAUAGGGAAAAAAAUAUAUUUUCAUGUAAGAUUGUUUUAUGAGACUACAUCCAACAUAUUCCUUAUACUUUUAAGCUCACUUUUGAUAUAAACUCCAAUUUAGGAUUGAUAUUUUACAAUUUUAUAUAUUUUUAACAUUUUAUUACAUUAAACCUUUAGAAUUCAAUAAUAAUAGAGUUUCCUCAAGUGUACAACUAGAUAAAUCAUUUUUAAGGAUGUGUAAUACUGGUUAAAUUUGAAAACACCAAAAGUAAAACUAUGUGGACAAUUUGUACAACUGAAAACUAGGGUACAACUAUGU
Messenger RNA from Arabidopsis lyrata subsp. lyrata, 3069 nucleotides. RefSeq lists its product as uncharacterized. NCBI's taxonomy places the organism in Eukaryota, Viridiplantae, Streptophyta, Magnoliopsida, Brassicales, Brassicaceae. The record is from RefSeq and is a predicted model, not a curated record. The transcript has 2 exons. Gene Ontology annotation, molecular function: zinc ion binding. The coding region runs from base 138 to 2492 and encodes 784 amino acids.